Messenger RNA from Hippopotamus amphibius kiboko, 5254 nucleotides. It is a transcript of the gene TMEM268, whose product is annotated as transmembrane protein 268. Lineage: Eukaryota; Metazoa; Chordata; Mammalia; Artiodactyla; Hippopotamidae. The transcript is spliced from 9 exons. Bases 2448 to 3482 code for a protein of 344 amino acids. The record is from RefSeq and is a predicted model, not a curated record.
CACAGAGACCCCCACGCUGGCUCCUGAGGAAGCUGGGCACUCAGUGUCUGCAGAAACAGAGACUUUUGCACAGUGGGAAUUUUAAGAACCCUUCCUUUGCAGAGGCUUGCCACCCAGCUCAGAAAGAUGGAUAACUGGAAGGUCUGGUUAAGGGGAGUCAGCAAAGGGAGUUAAGGAAGCUGGGGAGUGGAUGACCAGUUGGUUACAGUAACCUCAGGGCUGUGCUUGCUCCCUGGCUCUGACUCUACCCUCGUGCCUGUCCCCUCCUCCCUUGUCUCCCUAGGGCUACUGUAGGGCUGAGUGGGGCAGUAGCUCAGGACACACUGAUGGGUGAUGCGACAGCAGCUACCCUAGGCCAGUCUUGCCAACACCCCUCCUGCCCUCUGCAGCCUCUGGGUUGGAUGAGGGGCUGCAGGGUGAGAGCAGAGGCUGCUCUGAUCUGGCCUCUGGUUUGUACCUCUCCCUACUUGGCUGCCCCUUCUCUCACUCCACCUUUGCCAAGCCAGGACCCUCCUUCCCUGCUCCCAGAAGCCUCCUGAAGAACUCUUCCCUCAUUCCAAGGUGCUGCCGGCUGCCUUCUUUGGUCGUUGUCUGUUUCUUAUUUCUCUUUCUCUGAGUUUGUCUUUCCCACCAGAUGGUGGUACCCAGCAGGGAAGGCUGAACAGGGACUUAAGAUUUUAUUUCUGGUUCUAUACUCUAGAAAGCACAGAGCCUGGUACUAGAAGGUUCUUAGGGAAUGUCUGUGGAGUAAAAAUAAUGAUUGCUAUAUUCCUUCUUGCGCUGUGCUGCUCUCAGGUGAUUUAGGUAUGAAUUCUUUAAGCCUCACAACAACCUUCUUACAUUAUUUCCAUUUACAUGUGAAGAAACUGAGGCAGAUACUUGCUCCAGGUCAUACACGUGGGAAGUGGCAGGACUGUGCAGGUUGAUUUUAUCCAUUACACUAAAUAGCCUUCUGGUGAAUGAAUUCUUCUGGUUGGAAAUUUGUGGGAGGCUGACUGGGCCAACUGGGGUACUGGGAUUUCUUCCCAAAGACAAUGUGUAGUUGUGGGAUUUUUGCAGCUUUUGAACCUUCCAUGCAGUCUGGAAGGAUGUCUGUGCAGCUCCAGCUUGUGGGUGGUCCCUCCUGCCUGGAGGAGGGAGGGUGGGCUCACAGACCUUUCUGAAACUCCGGUACAACUUCUCUGGGCAGCAGACCUAUGAUGUGCCCGGGUUCCUGGCCUGGAAAAUGGAUCCAAGGAUUCUGUUUGUCUCAUGGGCCUAGGAUGUAAUCAGAUGAGGCAGGAAAGGGCCUCAGUUAUUGCCAAGUGGAGGGCAGACAUCCUUGGGCUGUUGUUUUGCUUUUAUGCCUCUUGGGGGUAUAAGAUAAGAGGAAGGAAGUAAGGGGUGAUAUGAUUGACUGGUACUCAGUGAUAUUUGGGAGUGCCUGCUGUGUGCCAGGCUUGGGCUAGGUGAGGGGGAGAUGGUCCCUGCCCUCCCAUAGCUUGUCAGCUCAGAUGCCAACUGGAGCUUGUUGCUGGGUCACAUCUGGGAAAUGCAGUCUCUCUUGACCCACUCUUUUUUUAAGGCAGUUUAAGGAAGAGGCUGAGCGAUAGCCAGACCUGGGUCCUGAGGUUCAGGGGCAUGAGAGUGAUGGGCUUGGAUUCUGGAGCUGGAUGGCCUCGUUCAUCUCCUGUCUCCACAGCUCCCAGCCACCCCACCUUGGUCAGGUCACGUCACGUCUUUGACCCUUGGUUUUCUGUCCUGUGAAAUAGGAAAAACCUGUGAGGAAAUGGGCCUUAUGAUGAGCAGGGUACUGGAUGCCACACUUGUAUUUCUUUGUAUUAUCCCCACAGCAGCUAUGCCAGAUAGGCCUCCCUGAACCCAUUUUACAGAUAAGGUCAGGAAGGCUCAGGGAAUUAAUGACCUUGACAGCAAAUGUCCCAGCACAUGUGAGGGUUGAGUGAAGGUUCAGAUCUAGGUCCUUUGGUGCUAAAGUCCUUGCUCUUUUCUUUUCAUAACGUUUUGCUGCUUUGUAUAAACAAGGCUUCCCAUGAUGAGUAUACCUAUCUGGUGCUCAGUCAGGAAGGGAAAUCCCAAGUGCCUGGGAGUAGGGCCUGGUCAGCUCGUGAGUUCUCUGUGGUCCCUGGAUGUGUCUGAGCUGGAGAAGAUCCAAGACCAGAGGGAAGUUCUCAGCCAAGGCCUUGGAGGGUUUAAGCUCCUCCUCACUCCCUCUGAGAAUGUUCCUCAGCAGGCUCAGCAAGACCACAGCCCAAGGAAAGACUCUGGGUGGCUCUCCCUGGCCUGGUGAUGGCUUUGGCCUUGAUAGCCUGAGGAGCCUGGCCUACCAAGGAGCAGGCCUGAAGUUCUUCUUGUGUUGUUGUUUUCUGAAGGCAAGCAAAGCUGAGCUGGCUGCUCCAGGAUGAACCACAGCUCCAAGAAGGGGAAGUAGAAGUCCUGCUGGCUCUGCUAUGGCGUGUGAACCGCAGAUGGACCCCGGUGGGGCAGUCGGCCCCUUGCCCACCUCCUCCCCUGGCUGGAGCGCCCUGCCUGGUGGGAGCCCUCCUGGCUGGGGGCAAGAGCUCCGUAAUGGCCAGGUCCUCACAGUUCUCCGGAUUGACAAUACCUGUGCACCCAUCUCCUUCGAUCUGGGAGCUGCAGAAGAACAACUGCAGACCUGGGGCAUUCAGGUGCCAGCUGACCAGUACAGGAGCCUGGCUGAGAGCGCCCUCUUGGAGCCCCAAGUGAGAAGAUACAUCAUCUACAACUCGAGGCCUAUGCGGCUGGCCUUCGCUGUGGUGUUCUACGUGGUGGUGUGGGCCAACAUCUACUCCACCAGCCAGAUGUUCGCCCUGGGCAACCGCUGGGUGGGCGUGCUGCUCGUGACCCUGGCUGCCAUGAGCCUGACCCUGACCCUCGUGCUCAUCUUCGAGAGACACCAGAGGAAGGCCAACACCAACACGGACCUAAGGCUGGCGGCUGCCAACGGAGCCCUGCUGAGACACCGGGUGCUGCUGGGGGUGACAGACACGGUGGAAGGCUGCCAGAGCGUGAUUCAGCUCUGGUUUGUCUACUUCGAUCUGGAGACCUGUGUGCAGUUUUUGUCUGACCACGUUCGAGAAAUGAAGACAAGCCAAGAGUCCUUGCUGAGAAGCAGAUUGAGCCAGCUGUGUGUUGUCAUGGAGACUGGGGUGAACCCCACGGAGGCCGAGGGGCCAGAGAACCUGCUAGAGGAAGCUCCUCUCUUGCCCGGCAGUCCUCGUCCCACGGAGAGGCCACUCAUGCAGACCGAGCUUCGCCAGCUUAUUCCUGAGGCUGAGCCGGAGGAAAUGGCGCAGCAGCUGCUGGCAGUGUUUGGUGGCUACUACAUCCGGCUCCUGGUGACCUCUCAGCUCCCCCAGGCGUUGGGGACACGACACACAGACUCUCCAAGGAUUCCGUGCCCCUGCCAGCUCAUAGAAGCCCACAUCCUGGGCACAGGGUGCUGCCCAUUCCUGGCCAGGUGACCUAGGGAUGAAGCUACUCAUCUUCCUCCAAGACUGAAGGUGAGAAGUCAGGGAGGCCUCAGGAGCCCAGGGUGGCCAACAGCAAGCGCUAGGCGAGGAGAGCAGCAGCUGGGGGCACUCUGACGGGGUUGUCACGUCAGCGCCGGGGAUGUUAUGCUCACUCCAGGACCCUGCGCAAAAAUGGCUUGUCAACAUCCCAUGCUGACUCCUGGCCUUUGCAGAAGCCGAUGGUCCUACCCGGAGCUACUUUUUAUGCUGCUUAGAGCCGUGGGCAUGGAUGAAAGGGCCACCCGCCCAUCCUUUUCAUUGUCUGGAGAGCCCAGGAAAUGUGAAGAUGACCCGACCGGGCUGAACGUGUGUCCAAAGCUCGGUCUCAGGUGAUACUCCUGUCCCCACCCCCUUUGUGUCAGCUGGAGACUCAGGGAGGAUGCUGCUCUUUGUGGCAUUGCCCUGGGCCCCUUAAAUUAUAAGACACCUCUUCCCAAUUUGAAGCGAAGAAGUAAAUUCUGAGAAUGUUCUGCAUUUUGGGGUUGUUCUUUCCCUACAUUUUCUGAAAAAUGGUGGCACUUGGGCUUGUCUGCUAGCACACAGGCCUUCAGGAGACAGAAGGAAGAAACAAACACCAUGUAACUGCCAAUGGGAGUAUUUGGAAUAGACCGAUCCUUUCUGAUGGGAGGACUUAUUUUGUUCAAAGGCAUGCAUACUUGUGGGUGUGGUUUCAUACCACAGAUGGAGAACAGCAGUCUGUUCCCUAACGCUAACGCUGUGCUGGAGUGAAGCGUAAUCUGUCACUCGUGGAAAUCCAUGAAGAGCUCAGAGGCUGCAGGGUGCUCUGCUUCUGAGCAAGUUUCAAGACCCAUUGUUCCCUACGCCCAAAUCUAAAAGCCCUAGCCUGGCAUUUAAAGGCUCCCCAGCGCCUAAGACCUGGCCUUCAUCUGCAAUUUUGGCUUCAUCGCCCAUAAAAAUCCUUCAUAGGUGGAAAGUCUUUCCUGGACUGACGUUCCUUUGCACCCGUUGGACUCCUGUGCAUGCUUUAAAAAAAAAUCUUUUUUAAAUUGAGGUGUAGUUGAUAUAAGAUACAUAGAAGUUUCAGGUGCACAGCAUAGUGAUUCACCAUUUUUAAAGGAGGAAGUGUGGGCUGUGAAUGCGAUCAGUAGACGCCCAUAUUUAUCAUCCAGCCAUAAAGCCCUGGUAAGUAUAAUAACAGGGAAUAAAAAUGUGUGUGUUUUGACAAAACAGCAGUUUUUUCCAUUUUACGGCUUCCUUAAAUGGCCCUUGAUGUGUUUUUUCCCGCCUUUUCCUCUCUUUAGUGUUUCUGGCGGUCUCACCCGGUGGGUGGGGCAUUCAGGUGUGCCCACAAGGUACAUUUCUUUGCAUCUGAGCCUGAGUUUCCUCUUUUAGAAAUUCUGUGAUCUUUGUCUUGCCUACUUCACAAGGUUGCUGUGAAGAUGAGAUUCCACAAAGCAACAUGUGCACUGUUUCAAAGCACUGUGUUGAUGAUGGGCGUGGAGCUGGUGAAGAUGGUGCCGUGUUGUGAAGUGGGAGCGGAGGGCUUGGAUUCUAGAGUCACACAUAUUCAAUCCAAGGUCUGCCACCUAGGAGCUGCAUCCUUCCCUUCCUUGGGUCUCAGUCCUCAAGUGUGGGAUGGGGAGAAGUGUGCCUACCUGGCAGGCGAUUGUGAAGAUUAACUGAUAUGAGAAAUGUAAAGUGCUUACAACUGUGAGUUGCAAACUCGAGUAACAGCUCAAUAAAUUGUUGUUGUUUCAUUAUUA